GCCUGACGAUCCUUUUUCACCGAGCUUUCAGUGUGGACCAGUCCUUAAAUCGUUUACGACCAUCAUUAUUUUCUCUGACGUCAUUAGUGAUUUUGGACUACAACAAAAUGGUUUUCUCCAAGCUCGAUUUAUACAGUCAAUAGCGAUCGAUCACACUGCUCUAUACGGCUAAGGUUUCAGUCACUUGUGGAUUGCAAACGUGGGUAUCGAUCAGAUUGUCCCCCCUGACGCGACAAUGCAAUCACGACGAGCCGAGUACAGUAGCUAUCAGAGUGAAAGGGACAGGCGGAGGAUGUAGCAUCGGGGUUGACAAGAUCGCCAGGUGCGCUUCUACAGGGCAUCAUGAGUAUCAAAUCAAACGGGAGCACUAAUGGGGGCCGGCCCCGCUCCCUUUAUGAGGAACCAGAAGAGGAGCGGCACGAACUCAAACUGGACAGCAUCGUUUCAAAACCAAGAACACCAACUUUUGUGUACGUGUUGACAUUUUUCUCGGCCCUAGGAGGAUUUCUGUUCGGGUAUGACACUGGUGUUAUAUCUGGGGCAAUGAUCUUGCUCCGGAAUGAAUUCAAUCUGUCGUCGGUCUGGCAGGAACUUAUUGUUAGCGUCACCGUCGCCGCUGCCGCCGUUUUUGCACUCAUAGGAGGGUAUUUAAAUGACCGACUUGGACGUCGGCCUGUUAUUAUGGCUGCUAGCAUAGUGUUCACCAUUGGGGCCGUUUGUAUGGCAAUUGCCGGGGAUAAGUACCUCCUACUUGCUGGACGGGUCAUCAUUGGAGCUGGAAUAGGCAUGACUUCAACAACAAUACCCAUGUACUUGGCAGAAUGUUCUCCCGCACAUAUUCGAGGUCGGCUUGUGUCAACAAACAUCGCCAUGGUUGCGUGUGGACAGUUCGUAGCAAACGUUAUCGAUGGUAUUUUCGGAUGGGACGAAACGACUGGAUGGAGGUAUAUGCUGGGCCUUGCCGGUAUUCCUUCAUUCGUACAGUUCCUGGGUUUUAUAAUGAUGCCCGAAAGUCCUCGAUGGCUCAUUAUCAACCACAAGGACGAACGGGCUCGGCGAGUACUGCAGACAAUGAGGGGACAAUUGGACAUUGAAGAAGAGUACGACUCGGUCAAAAACAGCUGUAUGGAAACGGAAGUGGAGGAACAGAAACGAUCAAAGAUGCCUAUCAUUAUCCAGAUGAUACAAACACCUUCUAUCCGACGGGCUCUGAUCGUGGGGUGCAGUUUACAAAUGUUUCAGCAGGUUGCUGGAAUCAAUACAGUGAUGUAUUACAGUGCAACAAUUAUACGGAUGUCUGGGGUAAAAGGAGACGAGACAGCUAUCUGGCUUUCUGCUGUGACGUCUUUCGUUAAUUUUAUGUUUACAAUUCUUGGUUUAUACUUGGUGGAAAAAAUAGGAAGACGUGCUCUUACACUUGGCAGUCUCAUAGGUGCUGUUAUAAGUCUGGCAUGGCUGGCAAUUGGUUUCCACCUCUCGGCCAUCUACACACCACCAGUGACAAAUAUAGAAAGUAUAUCGGCGAGUUCUCCUUGUUCAACACUUUCAACCUGUAAUCAAUGUAUGAGGGCACUGGAGUGCGGUUACUGCUAUCUGGACAACAUUAGAGGGCCAACAAAUAGUUCGUGUUUACCGACCGACUACGAGGACCCUUGGCAAUCCACAAUUGGUCGAUGCAAUACAACAUCAUUGUCCGGCAACCUCACCUGGGCAUAUGACUAUUGUCCCACCGACUAUUCAUGGAUGCCGAUGGCUGGAUUAGUUCUCUAUCUCAUUUUCUUUGCACCUGGUAUGGGACCCAUGCCAUGGACAAUAAAUUCCGAAAUAUAUCCUUUAUGGGCAAGAAGUACUGGUAAUGCUGCGUCGACCUUUACAAACUGGAUAUUUAAUCUUGCCGUGUCUAUGUCUUUUAUAAGCCUUACCGAAACUUUAACGCGACAAGGGACGUUUUGCCUUUACGCGGGGAUGGCGUUGAUAGGAGUGGUCACAUUAGGCUUUUUGCUGCCCGAGACAAAGGGAAAGAGUUUGGAAGAAGUAGAAGGUCUCUUUGCUCAACCGUGGUGCAGCGGUAGACAAACAAUUAGCUACAAUACAAAAACAAUUCAAUAUGUGCACAUACGUGGUCUUAAUAGAGAUGGUCGAGAAUCAGAAUUAGAUUCCCCUGAAUGAUGGAAAGUAAAAUGCAGUAAACUAUUUACGCCGGUCACUAAUGUCAAUCCUCUGGUAAUGUCCUUUAUGAAAGGCCAAUACUUUUGAUGGAAUAAUAGUCAAUCAAUGAUCUCCUAUAAAUGAUUUUAGCAAAUGUACUUUAUUGGUACAGAAAUGGCUCAUAUAUCCCCUGCCCCCUAGUUAUCAUUGUGCUUAAUUUAAAGACGGAUUCCCGCUGGUUUUCGGUAUUUUGUAAAACUAUUACAAUCGUUUUCCUCUCAUUGUACAUUAAAUAUUACUGAUUAACUUCCCAGCAGAACCAAAAUCGCAAAUGAAACAAUAUGUGCGCUUUGGUACGUUACAAAAUUUUCAUACAGUAGGUUGCUAGUGUGUCAGAGACAUGUAGUUUCUUUAUGUUUCAUAUGACUUCUCCGUCUAUUUUUAUCCAAAAUGUCCAAAGCUGGUUGUUUUUUAUCAAUAUUCUAUAUUUAGAAAUAUUAUUUGGAAUUUCUUUCGCUGAUACUAUUAAAAGUUUAGUACUUGUUUUAUACUAGAAAAAUAAGUAGCUCUUUCCCAACUAGUGAAAUAUUGUCACAAAAUCAGUUUGGAAUCAAUCUUUAAUGUAUGAUUGUACUAUUAUGUAGAUUUUAAAACCAGUGUUUGUAACAUUUUGUUGAGAGAAGAUCAUUACUUUGUUUACGUGAGAAGAGCAUAGCCAUAAGCCGAAAAUAAUAAUACUUAAAUAUGGGUAUGUUGUUUUUGCUUUAACGUGAAUAUUAAGUUUGCGAUUGAGAUAGAUAAUAGAGAGAGAUAGAACCAAUCAUGUUCAGGCAAUAUCUAUUCUGAAUGUUAUACUUUUACAGGAUACUUCAUCUGCAUUAGCUGGUAUCAAAUUCCAAUCAAUGAAUACCUAAUGAACUUAAGACGAAUAAGGUGCCAUGUUAAGACGCAAUCUAAUGCCCUUCAAAGUUGUCAUGUUCCACUAUUAGUCUAAUAUUUUAAUAAAAAGAGAAGGUAAGGUAUGGUGACACAAAAAUAUUAAUAGAGUGAUAUAUUUUGACUUUACGUCGACCGCCUGGAAACUUAUAAUAUACAUUUUAUAAAUAGUUCGAAUAUUUUAAAGAACAGAUUUUAGAUAUUUUGUAUAUUCAUCUUGUUACCCUAAGUCUUAAGAAUAUAACCAAAAAUAUUAAGCAUUUACGCAAAAUGUUUGGGAAAUACGAAAACAAAAAACUAUGAAAACCUCUUAUUUAGAUUCUAGUCAUUACAAAUAUUCUUUCCCGAAAUUCCAAUUCAUUUAUUUAUUUGUACUCUUACAAAUUGUGUUGUAAGCGGCAUUUAUGUUCAAAACUACAAACAGUGUUUUACAUUGAGAGUGAUAUAUAUAUAUAUGUUGACAAUGGAAUUUUACAUAUAACCACUAUUAUUUACAAACUUCACUAAAAGCUUGAACGAAGAAAUUGUUUUUAUUUAUGAAAAAUAUAAUCAAAAAUUCACAUGAAGUAAGUAGAAUUAUCAACUUGUUGAUAUAGCUACAGACAGCGAUAUUCAUUUGUAUUAUUUCAUGAAAAUCCCCUAUGUCAAAUUAAGCCUUUAAUUCUCCCAUUUUUUAGUCGUUCCGCGGUCUCUUCUGACUCUUAUUGUCAUAUUAGUUUAUGGAGUAGACUAGUUCCAUUUAAUGGGUGUUUUUCAUCAUACUCAUAAUUUCUCAUUGCUGUCAAAAGUCUACAGAGAGGUUUGUCUCAUUAUAUGUUAUACAUUGGAACUAGAAUAAAUGCAUCAUGGUGCUAAGCCAAUAUAAACUUCUUUAAAUGUAAACAUUAGAGCUUUUAAAAUUUCAAAAAAAAGGAAUUUAUGCAGCGCAACGCAGCGAAUUAAACUGAAAAAUACAAAGGGAAGGAAACAGAACAGUCAAAAAUAUGACAUUCACAGACUGUCUAGAAACUAUACAAACGUAUGGUUAACACCACAGAAAGAAAAGUAUUCAUGUCGAAUAAAAAAAAAACAGUUGUAUCUUAGAUAUGUAUGUGCCAAAAUAUACAAAAAGAGUUAGAUAUACUAACUGGUACCUCUUCUUUUAUAUUUUGAAAAACUAUCAAAUACCUGUUAAACUCAAAUUGACUAUGAAUGCAUGAAGUGAGAGCCGUUAGUUAUGUGUUCACUUAUUUUAUGUUAAUGUUAUAGUUGAGGCUUAUUUUAUAAGGAUCUAUUAAGUGCAAAUGUACAGAAAUUCCAUUAGAUUGUCGAUAAUUUAGUGUCCAAGCACGUCAUGAAUCAUUUAUAUGUAACCAUGUCAUUAAGUAUUAUUCUUGCAUUUCAACCGUUAACAUGCAGAUACAUAGAAGUAAAAAGUUGAAAGUGGUUGCCAUUUGAAAUCUAAUAUAUGGUCCGACUGAAGAACCAAUCCAUUUAUCCUUUUAAAGCAAAUGCUCGCUUAUACAGACGUAUACAAGGAUACAGAAAAAAAAAUCAUUUAGAAAUUGCAAAAUAAUUUUCCGUAAAAAAGAAGUGAUUAAUUUUAUAUGAAUACACUUAACAAUAGUUUGUCCAUAAAAACACAUUACACAAAUAAAUUAUAACGACAGUUUAUUUGAUAGAUCACAAUUAUACAAUUUGCGAAAAGCAAUUAUUCAUUAAUUUCAAAUACGACUUCAUACAAGCUAGAUAAUUCUGAAUCUUCACAUUAACUGCGAAUUAUAAAAUGAGAUUGUGAGUGUCCAUGUGUGUUAUACAGUGGUUUGUACUAUCCAAUAGAACAGCAAUAUUUUGUGAUCAUAAUUUAGUUACAAUAUACUUGUCGUUCAAUGUUACGUGGAAUUAUUUUUGUGAUAAUGAAUAAAGCAUCUAAUUUGU
This is a messenger RNA of Mizuhopecten yessoensis (Yesso scallop), 5001 nucleotides long. RefSeq names its product proton myo-inositol cotransporter-like. The transcript has 9 exons. Gene Ontology annotation, biological process: transmembrane transport. The record is from RefSeq and is a predicted model, not a curated record. NCBI's taxonomy places the organism in Eukaryota, Metazoa, Mollusca, Bivalvia, Pectinida, Pectinidae. Bases 343 to 2169 code for a protein of 608 amino acids. Gene Ontology annotation, molecular function: myo-inositol:proton symporter activity. Gene Ontology annotation, cellular component: membrane.